AUGAGAAGCAGCCAAGGACGUAACACAGCCAACUUUGGAGAAGAUCUGGACCUCGAGCGAACAAAUUGCGCGAUUCACUCUUCGAACCCCUGCUCUGCUCCAAAUAUGAAGCAUCUUCGGUAUGGUUUUAAUUUGCCUAUCAGCUGGGGAUAUAUGGAUUACGCCGGCCAUGCUAUCGCUCCGGGCAACUACCCUCCUUCUGGCCAGCAAUGA
Penicillium taxi is the source of this 213-nucleotide messenger RNA. RefSeq lists its product as uncharacterized. The record is from RefSeq and is a predicted model, not a curated record. The transcript has a single exon. NCBI's taxonomy places the organism in Eukaryota, Fungi, Ascomycota, Eurotiomycetes, Eurotiales, Aspergillaceae. Bases 1 to 213 code for a protein of 70 amino acids.